AUGGGCCGACUCAUAUCUCCUACACCGGUCGUUAUCGGCGUAUUACUGGGAGCCGGUGUUUUGUAUUUCACGCAUUCGUAUUUCUCUUCGCCUCCAGAAUCACGGAGCGAAGAGGAGUCUUCAGAGAUCGAUCAUCCCGUACUGAAGAAUCAUUCAAACAUACGCUCAUACCAAACCAAGCAUGCUGUAUACCCUUCGAUAAGAACAUUUUAUCACCCUCAUGCUCAUGCAGAGAAGCUUCAAGCCAUUGCAGAUCUGCCAUUAUUGGUAUUCAUCCACGGUUUGGGAGGAUCUUUACCACAGUUUGGCCCUCUCCUAGGCAGUCUGAUCAACGUCGCACCAUGUUUCGGCAUUGAACUCCCGGGCCAUGGCAUGUCCGCCUUUUCACCCAAGGAUUACCAGGCCUAUACAAUCGAGGCCUUCUCAGAUCUGUGGCAGACUGCUGUUGAGGAUGUUUGCGCCGAGAAAGGACACAAGAAAGUGGCCUUUGUGGCACAUAGCAUGGGAUGCUCAAUUGCAGCCAUAUUAACAACGAACCCAGCAUUCCCCUUGGAUAUUAGAGGAAUGGUUGACAUAUGCCCUCGAGCUACAGCGCCUUCACCAAGUGAAGCAGCUUCGGCCAGACGAUUUCUAUCACUCCCGGAUGCCGUGCUCGAUCUUUUACGAGCAUUGGAUAGGCGAGGGGGAGUCAAUUCCAAGAGCGUCGAAAGAAUGGCCGGUAAGGCCGCAGGGAUAGAUCUCCGACGCCUACAACUGGCAUUCAAUAAAAACUUCAAGACCCCUGUCUGGAAGAGAUCGGCGAUUGGAUGCCUGCCACGAUAUGAUGCUUCUGGAGAACUGCACGGCGGUUUGCCGGGAAAGACUACAUGGGAAAAAAUCAGAGUGCCUCUUUUCCUUAUUGCAGGAGAAUCAGAUACAGUCACAAAACCGAAAGAGGUCGCAAAGAUCGUCUCAUUCCUACAACCACCAGCAGAGAAGAUGGCUAGCGGGGCGCCAUCAGACGCACCCUUUCCAAUAGCCGAUGCUUCUCCCAACGAAACAACCGACUUCGACACCUCCGAGGCUAAUGCAAUGUCUGAUGAACGCAAAUUCGGCAUUCGUCCCUCCACGAACGAAUUGUCUAGCCAUAACUCUAACACCACCAAAACAGCCAUUCUCCCAGCCCCGGCAGCCCACGCCCUCAUGUAUGAUCACUGCACAUACCGAACAGUCGCCGGCCUAAUCGAAGACUUUCUAUCUCGAUACGUCUCCCCCCAGCUAUCGCUAGGUUGGCAACUCCAACAACUCACGACCAGCGGCAAAUGGGAUGUGAAGAACCUCGAGAAAUGGAAAAAAGUGUUACCCGUUUCCGCGCCCAUCGGGCCGUCUGGCAUCUUCCGCGCGAUGAAGACACUCCGGGAACAGGACGAAGAACACUCUCCUUCGAUCUUCCUUCGCAACUGGCGCGACAAGAUCUUCGCCAUCAUCGACAUCUCGCACGACAGCCCCGUCUACGACCCCCAAGCCCUCGAGCGGGGUGGGGUUGAAUACCACAAAUUCCCGACUGUGAGCAAAGUGCCACCAACCCUCGUCGAGGUCGCCGAUUUCAUCGCUCUUGUCGACCGUCUGCGCCGUGAAAAAGGCCACGCCAACAAAGCCAUCGGUGUCCACUGCCAUUACGGUUUCAAUCGCACCGGCUUCUUUAUUGCUUGCUAUUUGAUUGAGCGCAUGGCGUAUCGGCCGCAGGAUGCGGUUGACGCGUUCGCCCGUGCAAAGCCGCCGGGCAUCAAGCAUGAUCACUUCAUCGAUACGUUGUUCAUGCGCUACCACGUUGGCUUGAAGAAGACGCCGACUAUGAGGAGCAUGUCGAUAGAAUCAUCCUAA
Messenger RNA from Rhinocladiella mackenziei CBS 650.93, 1863 nucleotides. RefSeq lists its product as uncharacterized. The transcript has a single exon. Bases 1 to 1863 code for a protein of 620 amino acids. The record is from RefSeq and is a predicted model, not a curated record. Gene Ontology annotation, biological process: dephosphorylation; 7-methylguanosine mRNA capping. Gene Ontology annotation, molecular function: protein tyrosine/serine/threonine phosphatase activity; mRNA guanylyltransferase activity. NCBI's taxonomy places the organism in Eukaryota, Fungi, Ascomycota, Eurotiomycetes, Chaetothyriales, Herpotrichiellaceae.